Molecule: messenger RNA, 1110 nt
Organism: Helianthus annuus (common sunflower)
Lineage: Eukaryota; Viridiplantae; Streptophyta; Magnoliopsida; Asterales; Asteraceae
Exons: 1
Coding region: 187-966 (259 amino acids)
Source: RefSeq, a predicted model, not a curated record
GACGCCAAUUUAGACAUUUAGUCUUCAAUCUCAAAUUUCAGUCAACUUUAUUUAUCUCAACGAACCUUCCUAUCCCCUUCCUCAUUCCAAACCCUCAUGCUUAUAAAACCACUAGUCCUCAUUCUAAAAUUCUUGUAUCUAUCGAUCCAUUGUUAAUUGUAUAUACAUCAUCGAUCGCAUACCAUUAUGGACAUCGAUCCAGCCAUCGAACACGACGUUAACUCUUCACCAUACAACAACAGUUAUCACACCAGUACCCCGUCUAGCCCAACACGACUAACUAAGUUGUAUCAAGAGUUUGAAGACAUGUUGAUAGCGAACGAUGCUAACCGCAACAGUUCUUGUGCAGCGGUCCCAUUUGCGUGGGAGGAAAAACCGGGAGUUCCAAAAUCAGUGGUCAGUUUAUUUCAAGAAGAAUUUUCAUUUGAUGUAAGUUGUCAUAUGGAUAGCCAACCUGUCGCCGCGGAUGAUUUGUUCCACCGCGGCGUAAUAAAGAGCGUUCACUCACCAUACGGCGAAGAACCAAAGGUGGAGAGGGAAAGAGGGAGAGAAAGAGGGUUUUCGUCUUCUCGGUUACCUUCAUCGAGAAGUAGAAGAACAAGAUCUUUGCCACCACCUUGCGCGUACAUAUCCGAUCAACGGAGGCAAGAAGUGGCGCCUCCGUCUCGUGUGUCAUCUUCUUCGGAAAGUGGUUCAAGAAAAUGGAGCUUCUUGGAUCUUUUCUUGUUCAGAAGUGCUUCAGAUGGUCGAGCAAUGGACACAGACCCGCUUAAGAAAUACUCGGCCAAUUUUAGAAAACAUGAUCAAGAUGUUAGAAACUCGGGAUCCAUGUCGAAGCGAAGGGGGCGAGUAUCGGCUCACGAGCUCCAUUACAAUGUGAACCGGGCGGUUUCGAAUGAUAUGAAGAAGAAAACAUACUUGCCUUACAAGCAAGGUAUUCUGGGAAGAUUCUCGUUCAAUCCAUAAGAUUUGUAGUGUGUGGUUAUAUAGUUUUUGAUAUCAGGUAGUUGUUUCCUGACCACCUUUAUUGAUGUAAUUCCGUUGGUAACCACCUUUAUCGACGGAUUACAUAUAUUCAUCGUCGUCGGUGAUAUUCAUUUGUUUUUUUUU